UUUUGUAUUUUAAAUACGUAACGGCGGUACAUGUAUUCCGUUACUCCCCAACACUGUCUAUAUAAAUGUAUAGCUAACACUCUGUUAUUUCUGUUAUCUGCUACACAAUAUCGAACUUUUUAUUUAUCUAGCUAGCAUCACUGAAUUUUAAGUAGUGAUGCAGGUUUCAGCAAUUUACUUUUUUUUUUUUUUUUAAGUUUUCAGUCUAAUUUUGCCCUCGUCCUUUACACCUUAAAAUAUAUUGACACCAUCUUAUAGUCAAGUUUAAACCAUUCUGUGUAUUGUGUAUUUUCAACUUUGUGAUAAAUCUGUCUUAGUACGUGGCGCCGUGCCAGCUCUCACACGACAAAUCCUGCUGAAUGUUUUUAAACAAGUGUUGCUUAUCUUCUUUAAUCGUGUGUUCAAUCUAAAUAUUACGCUGACUUGCAAUAUUAAGAGCUUGUGCGUGUGUGUAUGUGUGAAUUCCCCAGAAUCUGUUUGCAGUCCCCUUUACACCUGAAUUAAAUUCUAGGUAAGAAUUUAUUAUGUUUAAAGUUAAGAUAAAUCUCCAAGAAAUAAGUGUAGUUAACUGAAAUAAUCUUUGAUCUGAUGUGAACGUGUGUGUGUGUGUGUGUGUGUGUGCGCGCGCAUAAUUUAUUGUGGUGUAAAGCUUUUUAGGGAUAUGCUCAGGUCCAAAGUACAAAAGCACAAGUUAGUAUGAGAGUUCUUAUAGCACCAGCUACUUCCUUCUUUAUAUAUUUACUAACAUUUCCUCAUUCUGAGGGAGAGGACAGUGCUGAGGCUGAAGGUGGGGGAAAGAAAGGCUUAUCUUUGUACAUUUAUGGCCUCGUGAUCAAAACUCUCUUAUUCUGGACGCCUAGUCUCAAUUCAUACCCGUUAUCAGAGCCUCAUAAGGAAACAAAAUCAGAACAAAGCUUUUCCAGGACUCAGUAGUUCGCCCUUGACUAGUGACUGCACUGUAAGACAUAAGCUGAGCCAAAGCUGAGCCAAACCAGGGCAGAAGAAGACGUUGACUUGAGAGACUACUGGACAAUGUCAAUGCCCCCCAGAGUUGUCCACAAGAGGAGGGAGACGAUCACAGCCCUGCCUCUCUACUACUCCGGACACCUGCUGAAGAAACACAGUAAAGACAAGGAUUUCAAGAAAUACUAUGGAGAGCUCCGUGGGUGUUCGCUGUUUCUGUACAAGGAUGACACACAGGAUACGUAUACAGAGAAGUUGGACCUGGACCAGCUGAAGUCGAUGGAGUCAGACUCUCCAUAUCAGAAGAAGGAACCCACUGUGUUCACUCUCAGCCUCAGCACAGAGAAGGUGCAACUUAAGGUCUGUUGUGAUAAAACUCACUUCAAAUGGAGGGGUUUCAUCCUGACUGUGGUCAAGAAGGAGCUUCCCAGUAAGCUGCAGCUGAUGCCUGGGCAGGUGUUACAGCUGAAGGAGGUUCUCGCUCAGGAAAUAAAAAGAAAAUCCCCAUCGUCACGUCCACCGCUCCCACCUCGACCAGGUUUCCUCUCAGGCCCGCCAUCCAAAGACAAAUUGAGCUCUGAGAUUGCUGAGUGUUUCUUUGAUGUGACUCGAAAGGAGGCUGAGAAGAUGCUAGAGGAAAACCCAGAGUGUGGAAGCAUCAUCCUUCGCCCGUCCACCAUGCCCAACAACUACGCCUUGACCCUCAGACAAGUGUCAUCCAGCGGGCCUGUAAUGAAGAAUUACAGAGUGACCCAAAUAAACGCCGGAUUUGUCAUUGAACUGGAGACACCAGUGACCGUCAGCUCCCUGAAGGAUGUUCUAAAAUACUUCAUUGAAAAAACUGAGUAUCGGCUUUGUCCUUUCAUUCCAUCUCAGCCCUACGACACUUUGAUCGAGGCGUCACCAGCUCCCAAGUGCCUCGACACAACCCCACGUGCACCUAAACCACUACCAAAGGCACACGUGCCCCCUAUGCUGCGGUCACGGACCAAAGAGGAGAUUCUGCCAAACAAGCCUGAUGAGGGAGAAUAUGUCAUUCCUGAUGAUCCCAAUGACUCCAGCCUGAAUCUAGCUCAGUUGGAUGAUGAGCUCAGGAGAGCCCUAAAACAACGGAGAGAAAACAUCUAUGUUUCGACUGAUGAGAAAGUCUCCCCCUAUGAAACAAAACUGAAUGGAAAAACAACAAUCUAACACGGCACGGUGGACGACCGAGAAACCGACAGCGUGAAGUAGGGACUGGUGUAACCUGACAAGUAUAACGUUAAACUUUUACCUACAGCUCAGAGAUCACAAUGUUCACGGUGAAAAUGGCUAAAUUCUGCUUUAUUGAAACAAAAUUUAUACAUUUUUCUCCAAGAUGGGAGAGUUUGGACCGUUGCUUAAAUAUUGUGACCAAAUGAGCGGACGGUGCUAGAUGAUCAAAGGAAUUUCUGUGUUUAUUUCAGUGACCACUAAUAUCUGCAUCAGUCAUUGCAAUCCAGCUGAGGGGUGUCAAUAAAAAAGCUGAACAUUUCA
Molecule: messenger RNA, 2478 nt
Organism: Neolamprologus brichardi
Lineage: Eukaryota; Metazoa; Chordata; Actinopteri; Cichliformes; Cichlidae
Source: RefSeq, a predicted model, not a curated record